Adineta ricciae is the source of this 312-nucleotide messenger RNA. NCBI's taxonomy places the organism in Eukaryota, Metazoa, Rotifera, Eurotatoria, Adinetida, Adinetidae. The record is from the annotation of a GenBank genome assembly.
AUGCCGUCGAGUACAUGUGAAACAACGUCACAAUCCGAAAAUCAAAUUUCCCAUGGUCAACAAGGCAACAAAACGUUUACAUCGUCCACGCUUUCUAUUAAAGAAUGUUCUCCACAGUAUACUAUUUCGAUCGUUGUCUCUUUCGACUUCGGCUCGGAUGAAUGUGUUCAUAUUCGAGGAAUAGAUAUUAUGGGAAAAGAAGAGAAAGAUAUCCGAUAUAUAAAAAUAUCAAUUGAAAGGUUUUUGGGUAGGUUGACGGUCGGCGAUAUCGAAAUGAAUGAUUUGGAUGAAGCUGAAUCACAGGCUCAAUAA